Rubroshorea leprosula is the source of this 694-nucleotide messenger RNA. The record is from the annotation of a GenBank genome assembly. NCBI's taxonomy places the organism in Eukaryota, Viridiplantae, Streptophyta, Magnoliopsida, Malvales, Dipterocarpaceae.
CACUCCCACUGAAUAUCCCUCUUCAAAAACACAAAACAUGUUCAAAGAUCUCACCUUUGCUGCUCUCAUUUUGUCUCUCAUUCUCCUCAGGCCGCCGUGCUCUGGGGCACAGACCGGUGGCAUAGUGCAGACAGAGCUAUGGUGCGUGGCAAAGAACAACGCGAAGGACGCCGAGCUACAGGGAGCGUUGGAUUGGGUGUGCGGCCAGGGCAGAGCCAACUGCGGACCCAUCCAACAGGGCGGGCCUUGUUACGACCCCUCAGAUAUCCAGAAAACGGCGUCCUAUGCUUUCAAUGACUAUUUCUUGAAGAACGGCAUGACCGACGACGCUUGCGACUUCUCCAACACAGCUGCCCUCACUUCCUUAGACCCAAGUAAUGGUGAUUGCAAAUUCCCUUCCAGCAAGACGGUGAGCAAUGCAACUAUUUCUGGUGCAGCUGGAAUGAGUCCGGAAAGUGCAGAUUUCAGUGGGUGUGAUGACAUUUUUCACCCGCUGCUCUUGCUCCUAAUCACGGGUCAUUUUGUACUGGUCAUUUUGCAGAUAAUUUGAGCUUACUUAAUGAACAAGAAGCUUUAGGCUCUGUUUAGUAUAGUGUUAACUUUGUUUUGCUAGAUAAUCUUGAGUUCUUUUUUUUUUUUUUUUUAAAUUAGUUGAGUUCCUUAUUUAACACUUUACUAAACUACAAUGGACUAC